CGCUAGAGGGCGCUGUUCCUGAGGGUAAACUUUUAUAUUCAGGCAAGAUGGCGGCGCCCUGUGAUCCCCGUGCUGGACUGAAGACGCGAAAACAGCAUUAAAUGAAAGAUAAAAUAAGUUUCGGCCUCAAGUAAAUGCAGAUGAGCCAUGGCAGCUGCAGCAAAACCAUCUAAAAAAGAGCUCAAAAAGCAAAUUCAAAGUAAGACCUCCUUCACAUCACCCUUCAGUGUGAAAUGGAGCCCACUUCCACAAAAAGACAUGGAUUUCAUCCUGACAACUUUAAAAGACAAAAUAAUUGCCACGGGUCUGGAGAAGAAAGAGGCGAAAGUGCCUCGCCAGUGGAGGAAAAAGAAAGGGAAUAAACCAGAUGCUUCUGGAGAACCUGCUCCUCAGGUGAGUCAGGAAGAUCAGGGGCCUGAUCCCACUAGAAACGGAUGGACAGACGCGGCAGCCCGACGGCAGCUGGCCAUCGGCAUCAACGAGGUCACAAAGGGGCUGGAGAGGAACCAGCUCGAGCUGCUGCUUGUUUGUAAGACCGUCAGACCGCAGCACAUGACGAACCACCUGAUCGCUCUGAGCGCAACGAGAGGCGUGCCGGCCUGCCAGGUGCCCCGCCUGAGCGAGAGCGUGGCGGAGCACCUGGGGCUCAAAAGCGUCCUUGCUCUGGGCUUUAGACGGUGUUCUUCCACAGAAAAGGAGAUGUUCAGAGACACGGUUGAUGCCAUUAAACCCAGAGUACCUUCACUGGACGUUGACUGGCUAAACAGUGAAGCAGCUAGAGAGACAUCUGAGCUCAUGGCCGACCCAGAAGAGGUGGAGGAGGAGCGAGAGGAGGAAAUGGAAGAGGAGAAAGAGGAGGCGAGUGGGAAGAGAGCACAAAAACGGAAACUGGAGAUUGAAUCUGAGAUCACGGAGUCGCCCUUAGCGUGCAGUCUACAGCCUCUGAAAGUAAAGAGGAUCGUUCCAAAUCCUGCUAAGAAAAGAAAAACAAAACCGAAGAAACAGACGGGCAAAUAAGACGUUAUGCAUCCCAGUGGAUCCCACCAUUUUCUUUCUUUUUAACUGUUUUGUUUGCAUAUUGUUAUUUUUUUUUUUGCAAAUUUUUGGAACAUUGACAGUCAUCAAAACAACUUAACCAAUCCCGGUAAACAUGAAGCGUCCCUUUAAAUGUACUGACCCUUCACCAUUUUGUGAUAAAACACAAAAAUACAUAAAAUAGUUUUUAGUUACAGCUGUACCGUUUCUUUUUCACAACACUUGUUUAUAACACUUAAAAGUUGUUCUGUUGCCUGAUCUAAUAAAAAAAAUAGUUGCGUUUAAGCUAA
Molecule: messenger RNA, 1325 nt
Organism: Fundulus heteroclitus (mummichog)
Lineage: Eukaryota; Metazoa; Chordata; Actinopteri; Cyprinodontiformes; Fundulidae
Gene: rpp38
Product: ribonuclease P/MRP 38 subunit
Exons: 2
Coding region: 148-1017 (289 amino acids)
Biological process (GO): tRNA 5'-leader removal
Cellular component (GO): fibrillar center; ribonuclease MRP complex; nucleolar ribonuclease P complex
Molecular function (GO): ribonuclease P RNA binding; ribonuclease P activity
Source: RefSeq, a predicted model, not a curated record